Lolium perenne is the source of this 1349-nucleotide messenger RNA. Its product is annotated as glycine-rich RNA-binding protein RZ1C. Gene Ontology annotation, cellular component: nucleus. Lineage: Eukaryota; Viridiplantae; Streptophyta; Magnoliopsida; Poales; Poaceae. Gene Ontology annotation, molecular function: zinc ion binding; mRNA binding. The record is from RefSeq and is a predicted model, not a curated record.
CCGUGACACGUGGUUUCCGUGCAUCCCAAUUCCCGAUACAUUGAGAAGAUGCCGAUGAUAUCUUCUGCCUCCACGUCCCAUCUCAUCACUUCCCCUCUUGUCUCAGAACCCUAGCGCCGCACUCUGCCUGAGAGAGUCCUCCUACGUUUCCGCGCAAGGUGGUGGGGAAUUUUCGAUUUGAUUGGAUUGGAGAUGGCGGAGAAGGAGGUUGGCCGGAUCUUCGUGGGCGGGCUGUCGUGGGACACCACGGAGCGCACGCUUGAGCGAGCCUUCAGCGAUUUCGGCAAGGUCAUCGAGACGCAGGUCGUAACGGAAAGAGAGACUGGCCGCUCCCGUGGGUUUGGGUUUGUCACAUUUUCUGAACCUCGGGCUGUGGAUGCUGCAAUCCGGGAAAUGCACAAUGGAGAACUAGAUGGUCGGACCAUUUCUGUGAACAAGGCUCAGCCUAGGUUGAGCACUGAUGAUGGUGGCUAUGGAUAUGGGGGUGGUGGUUACUCAUCUGGUGCUAGAGGUGGAUAUCGUGGUGCAGCUGACAUAGUUCCAGCUGCAAGUGAUGAGUGCUUCAAGUGUGGACGUUCUGGACACUGGGCCCGUGAAUGUCCUUACGCAGAUGGAGGUAGACCUGCAAGGUACUCUCCUCCUUCCAGGUAUGGCAGUGGUGCCGGUGGGCGUGGUGACCGCUUUGGAGGACCAGAUCGUUAUGCUAAUCGCUAUGUUGAUGACCGUUAUGAUGGUGGUCGCUAUGCUGAUGAUCGUUAUGGUGGUGGACGUGAUCGCUAUCCUCCAGCUGCAGAUCGCUUUUCUGGUGACAGAUAUGGUGGUGCAGAUCGCUAUGCAUCAGGUGGCUUUGCGAGGGAAAGAAGUUAUGAGAGAGAUGGAGGACGGCCAGGUGGAAGUUACUACCGUGAUGAACCCAGAGCCACUGGUGGUUAUGGCAGGAGUGGUCCGCGUGUGGCAAAUGGUGACAGAUAUGGGAGUGGUGGACCUGCUCGUGUUGGUGGAAGUUACCGAGACAGGCCUGCUCCCUAUGAUCGCCCCAGUCGUGGAGCUCGCUCUUAUGAUGACCGCUACUGAUGAAGGUUACCUUGGAGCAGAGCAGAGCAGAGCAGGGUUUUAAAUAUAAGGAUUUUCCAGUUUCUAUUUUAUGUGGCUUCGCUAUGUUGAUGCUUCAUUCAACUCUUAAAUAUCGUUCUUCAGAGCAGUUUGUUUGAUUACUCUUCAGUCCAUAUGACAGUAUUCGGUUAUUAUUAUGUCAGAACUGUACACUCUUAGGCAGUGGGUGGUUCUGCUUCCUUGUUAUGGUAUUAUGUAACUAUUCUGCAGUCUAAGAUUGAGUUGUACUGUUUUAA